GACGUGUACGUCACAUGUUGCGAUCAUGUGACCUGUCACCAGCGACCGUUUAGUUCAACAUGGCGACGGCUUCGUCUGUUUUCCUCAGAGUGAGAACUGGGUCAAAGAUAGGUGCCCAAUAUGACCAAGAAGGCAACCUUAUCCAGGUGGAAACCAGAGAAGACGAAGAGCAGAGUUUCAAACUUGCGGAGAUCCUGGAGCUCUUGCUGGCAGCUGGUUACUUCCGAGCCAGGAUAAAAGGACUAUCACCUUUUGAUAAGGUGGUUGGGGGUAUGACCUGGUGCAUCACCACAUGCAACUUUGACAUUGAUGUGGAUCUUCUUUUCCAAGAAAAUUUGACCAUUGGCCUAAAAAUAGCCCUGACAGAGAAAAUAGUUUCUGUUCUACCGAAGAUGAAGUGUCCUCAUCACCUUGAACCCCAUCAAAUCCAAGGCCUGGAUUUUAUCCACAUUUUUCCUGUGAUACAAUGGCUGGUAAAACGAGCCAUAGAAACAAGGGAAGAGAUGGGUGACUAUGUGAGAGCUUACUCCAUUUCUCAGUUCCAGAAGAUCCACAGCCUCCCAGAGGAUGAAGAGUUUCUCCAGCAGAAAGACAAGGCUGUGAAAACAGUUCUGGAUGUACUGGACAUGUACAAACCACAAAGAAAGUAUAGGAGACAGAAGGAUGCAGGACAGCUUCUAGAUGAAGAGUCAAGGGUUCAUUCCACCCUGCUGGAAUAUGGCAGGCGAUAUGGUUUCAGCAAACAGUCCAAACAAGAAAAGCAGUCAGAGCUGAACUCCGAGGAGCGUUCAGAGCUCUACGGUCCACUGCAGCAACACCACAGGGCAGUCGCCACGCUGACCAAACAGAUCCAGCAAAAGACUAAACAAUUGGAGGAGAUGCGAAUCAGUACUCUGAUGACCAGCAUGGCUGCUAUGGUGAAUGAAGAGGGGAAGCUGACAGCCAGUGCAGUGGGUCAGAUAGUUGGACUGCAGUCUGAAGAAAUCAAACAGAUUGCCUCUGAGUAUGCUGAGAAGCUACAAGCCAGCCAUGCAGAGGUGAAGACAGGCUGUGACAAGGUCAAGAGACAACUGAUGGAGGCAACACAGCUCUUGGAGAAUCUGGAAAAAGAAGUCAAGUCUCUAGAAGAGCUGGAGGAGCAGGCUGACAAUGGCUUGUUGGAGAAGCUGAGGGCUCUAGUAACAAUGAAUGAGAACCUGAAGCAGCAGGAGCAGGACUUCCGCACACACUGUAAAGAAGAGAUUGCCCGUCUGCAGCAGAACAUUGAGGAGCUGAAAAUGGCAUCAGGACAGGAUACAGAGGAAAAGGAGAGGAACCAGCUGAUAGACAAACAGUACAAUGCGGACCGAGAGAAACUACAGAAAAUCCGUCUGGUCAUGGCCCGGAGGAACCGUGAGAUUGCCAUCCUGCAGAGGCAGAUUGACGAGGUGCCAAGCCGGGCCGAGUUGACCCAGUACCAGAAGAGAUUCAUUGAACUCUACAGCCAAGUUUCUGCAACACACAAAGAGACCAAACAGUUCUUCACGCUGUAUAACACAUUAGAUGACAAGAAGGUUUACCUUGAGAAGGAGGUGAAUCUGCUGAAUUCUAUUCAUGACAACUUCCAACAGGCCAUGUCAUCUUCAGCAGCCAAAGAGCAAUUCCUCAGACAGAUGGAGCAAAUAGUGGAGGGAAUCAAACAAAGCCGGAUCAAGAUGGAGAAGAAGAAACAGGAAAACAAAAUGAGGAGAGAUCGGCUGAAUGAUGAACACCUGGAGCUGCUCGAUAAGCAGAGGCUCUACUUCAAAACUAUCAAGGACUUUAAGGAGGAGUGUCGGAAAAAUGAAAUGCUGCUGUCUAAGAUGAGAGCCAAAGGAGCUUCUUAGCCCUGAGUCCAGCGUAAAAAGUUAUUUGAUAUAAACAAAAUAUUUAAUCUCAUCGGCUAAAUUUAUCACAGAUUAACUGUGUUCUUUUUUCAAACAUUCCACCGGUUGUUUCAUUUUUCUUCUUUUUGGCUGAGAAGUCCAAGAUACUGUAUUUACACUGUGGCAUUCACAUGUGCCAAAUCCAGCUGCCUGAAAAACACAAAGAAACCUUUUAACUUAUCAAGUCAAAAGAAGCUAUGGAGUGUUUGACACAUGUUGGCAUGAUCUUCCACUGAGAUGCGACAACAGCGCCUGCAACAACCACGAUGGUCACCAAAUAUCAACCAAGUUGAAACUGUUGACUUUCAAAAUGAACUAUUUGGGAGCCUUGGAACAAUCCUCACAAUCAGAACCGUUUUUUAUUAUAUCGGACAACUUUUCACUGUGGGACUGAACAAUGUCAAAUUUAAUCGUAACUCAACUAACAUUAACGUCACACCUUUAAAGCUGUACUAUACAGCUGCUCCAUCUUUGAGAAAUGUGCCCAUGUUGUUUCUGUUGAUCCCAUGUCCACUAAAGGUGCCUUAACUUUUUUUUCACUGAUAUUACAAAAUAGGGUGUUUAUGAACUUAAGUUCUGAAAGUCCAUCAUAGUAUUUUGAAGUUUCCAGGUGCAGCUUUAAGCAUUGUUUUUUGUUGGAUAUAAUUUUACAGUCAGGCUGCUCAGAUGUGCUUCCAAUGUUUGAGUUCACCUCAUGUCUUAGAUUUGCUUUCAACAUCCAAUCACCAUAUAUGUGCAGCACUAAAUGAAUAA
Paralichthys olivaceus (Japanese flounder) is the source of this 2657-nucleotide messenger RNA. The record is from RefSeq and is a predicted model, not a curated record. Lineage: Eukaryota; Metazoa; Chordata; Actinopteri; Pleuronectiformes; Paralichthyidae.